GGGCCAAGAAUCUCUAAAUAGCUUCGCCCGAAACUCAUUUUCAAUGGCUGAGCUUGACUUCUCAUCAUCAAAGGACGAAUCAAUCUCCUCCAGUAUCCACGAUUCUUCGGCUCUGUUCCAAACGGAGACAGACAGCAUGGUUUUGGCGGCGAAAGUAGGGUAUCAGCGCCUCGGAGUACGGAACAUACCAACAC
Messenger RNA from Sphaeroforma arctica JP610, 194 nucleotides. RefSeq lists its product as hypothetical. The annotation marks the transcript as partial. NCBI's taxonomy places the organism in Eukaryota, Ichthyosporea, Ichthyophonida. The transcript has a single exon. The record is from RefSeq and is a predicted model, not a curated record.